Molecule: messenger RNA, 2682 nt
Organism: Clupea harengus (Atlantic herring)
Lineage: Eukaryota; Metazoa; Chordata; Actinopteri; Clupeiformes; Clupeidae
Gene: dcaf15
Product: DDB1 and CUL4 associated factor 15
Biological process (GO): protein ubiquitination
Cellular component (GO): Cul4-RING E3 ubiquitin ligase complex
Source: RefSeq, a predicted model, not a curated record
UUUGGUAAGUGGGCUGGACUUGAGUCAGGAGGAGGGUCUCUGCUUCAGUGAGGCUGCAGCUUUUCUGAGGGGCGAAAAUGGCGCCCAGCUCGAAAUCAGGAAAACAUGAUAACAAACAAAAACAGAGAACACAAGACACUCACGUCGUUAAACUGCUCAACCGUGGAAAGCUGACAGGUCAGCUGUCCCAGCGAUGGUUCCUGAAGCGUCGUCCUCGUAUACGUGUUCCCUUGAAGACUAUAGUUAGUGAGGCAACCCUACGAGCAGGGCACAUCUUUUUGGGCUUUACCAAAUGUGGACGCUAUGUGUUGUCCUAUACCCGUGACUAUGGGGAUGCAGACGACACAUACACAUAUCAUCUGUAUUGGUGGGAGUUCAACCUGCAUAAGAGUCUUAAGCAGGUGCAUCGUAUCCGCCUAUUUGCAGAGGAGACCAUCUACAGUGACUUGUACCUUGCAGUCUGUGAAUGGCACAACGCCCAAUCAAAGAUAGUCAUCUUUGGCUUCAAUAUGUGCAGCUCCAGCUCCGCCCUGUUGAACAUGGUGAUGAGCGAUGAGAACAACAGAGACAUCUACAUCACCAUCAUCUCCAUGCCCUCCACUCGGCCCUGCAUACAGUGCAAGCCCUCCUCAUCUGCAGGUGCCAGCCACACAGGAGACGUGAGUCUGGAGCAGGGCUUCGUGCUGAACGCUCGCUACCAGGUGGUUCAUCCGUUCCCCACCUUCCAGCCUGCCCUGCAGCUCAAGAAGGAGCAGGUGAUUCUACUCAACACCAGCUACUUCCUGGUGGCGUGUGCCAUCUCUCUGUGCCAAGGAGAGGAAAAAGGUGAAACGGAGCAGAUUUUGUACAGGAACAGACCUAACGCAUCAGUGGUUGAAUCUCGUGUGACCGCGCCACCGUCCUCCCUUAUUUCUCCGGAGGGAUCCCCCGAGUGUGUUCAGGGGCCCACCCCUCUCUCACCCAGCCAAUCACAGGCGGCCAUCAGGGCGCGAGAGUUUGCAGCAGACAUUUUCCGAAGGGCCCAGGCCAGCAGCACAGACAGACCAAGGCCACAGAGGACAGAGAGCGAAGAGAAAGAGAAGAGCAGAGAGGACGCAAAGGAGGAGAGGACCGCCGGUCCAACUCAAAGGCGGAGGAACGAUGGAGAAAGGGAACAACAGACUGAAGAGGCGGAGGAUGAAAGGCAGGGCGAUGCGCUGGACCAGAGGGAGGAGGCUGUAGACCCCCCCUCACCACAGACCCCCCUGCCCCCGUCCGAGCCAGGCUACGUCAACUACACCCGCCUCAAGUACUGGCUGCAACAGCAGGGCACGGUACACCAAGAUGGAGAAGGGGAGGCAGAAGAUCAGGAUGAUAAAGUCCAGCUUCCCUUCACUGUGUCGGACUUGAAUGGCAAUACUUUGGAGCUGGUGACUGGGCCGUGUACCGGACAGUGUGUGUGCGUGGAGCAGCUGACGCUGGACUUUGAGUAUGUGAUUAGCGAGGUCGUCCGGAACGAUGCCGAGUGGUCCUCCAGGUUCUGCUCCUUCAGCGACUAUGAUGUGGUCAUCCUGGAGAUGUGCCCAGAAACAAACAUCGUGGUGAUCAACAUCGGACUGAUGCUGCUCGCCUUUCCGCCGUCAGAGGAUAAACUCUCAAGGUCGAGGCCUGAAUCCUUCCACACCAGCCUGCGGGUGAGCUGGGACCUCAACACCGGCGUGUGCUGCACCGUGGGCGUGGGGGACCUCAAGGAGAUGAAGGGCCAGACCAGUGGCAGCGUGUGGAGCGGCUACAGGAAGUCGUGCGUGGACACCGUGAUGAGGUGGCUGGUUCCGGAGAGCAGCUUACGCUACAUCAACCGCAUGACCAACGAGGCGCUCCAUAAAGGUAUGCCUUUACAGGUGCUGGCCGACAGUGAUGGAGGCACAUGGAUCACCCGCUGAGACGAAGCCAGGAAGUGACAUGCAUGGAACACUACACAACACUGUCCAUUUCCCACGGUGUGUGUGUGUGUGUGUGUGUGUGUGUGUGUGUGUGGAUACCCAAAGACAAAACAUCAGAAACACACACACUUUCAUGCUACACACAUGAAUAUGCAGAUCACGGAAACCUGACAGGCAUCCUCUGUUGUUUUUGCCUUUUUUUGCAUUCGAACAUAAACAUUUUCAGUCUUUAAGUUUACAGAAAGGACUUGAUGCAUGUGCUCAUGUCUUCAGAACAAGUGUCAUUCCCCUUGACUUUAUUUGUUUUCAUUAUCUUUUUUCUUUUUCUUGUUUGUACAAAUGUGUAAGCGUGUCUGUUAUAUGGCACCCAAUUUCAGUACUCUGAUCCUCGUUAGCCCAGGGCUCUUCCAUCUGCACUCAGUGUGAUGUGUGUAGGUCAGUGUCACACUGUCACAGCAGUAACAAAACAAACAUGGAACUGAUCUCAAAUCAGAUACUUGCUGCUGAAUCUCAGGGCUUCAUCCAGAGGCUCCAUAGCUGUUCCAGUCAGAAAUGGGACAGGGUUGUGUAGUUGACUCGUGUAUCUCACUUGUGGGUUUGCUGUGUGUGUCGACAGAGCAGCUCAUCAUUUUUGUAGAUUUCCUCUUCAUAUGUAGAGUGAGGAUGCCACACUACAAUACUGGAAAGGACAUUUUAUUGUUGAUGUAUAAUGUACUUUUUUUAUUUUAUAUCAAUAGCUAAUUAAAAUGAGGCAAAAAUA